Molecule: messenger RNA, 4855 nt
Organism: Diabrotica virgifera virgifera (western corn rootworm)
Lineage: Eukaryota; Metazoa; Arthropoda; Insecta; Coleoptera; Chrysomelidae
Product: glycine dehydrogenase (decarboxylating), mitochondrial
Exons: 6
Coding region: 112-3081 (989 amino acids)
Biological process (GO): glycine decarboxylation via glycine cleavage system
Cellular component (GO): mitochondrion; glycine cleavage complex
Molecular function (GO): glycine binding; pyridoxal phosphate binding; glycine dehydrogenase (decarboxylating) activity
Source: RefSeq, a predicted model, not a curated record
AACUUCUUAAAGCGUAUAUUGUGACCUAUAACCCCUACUGUUUUCUUAUAAUCCAAGUAGUCUUGUAAGUGAUUUAUUUCAAUUACUAUUAACAAGACAUUAAGUUGGAGGAUGUAUAAAAUCGUAGUCCGUGGCGAUAUUUUCCCCAAAUGGAAUAGUUUAAAAAAUUUAAGGUAUAUUAGUGCUGGACCUCCUCGGCCAGAAGGGCCGUUGUUUCCCAGGAACGAUGAUUUUCCCGCCAGACAUAUCGGGCCCAGGGAGAGUGAUGUCAGUACUAUGCUGGAUACGUUGGGAUUCAAGAGUUUAAAUGAAUUGACCGACAAAGCUGUUCCUAAAAAAAUCAGACUGGAUGGAAGAUUAGAUAUUGAACCUCCGAUUAGUGAAUACGAACUUAUCAAAAGAAUCGCCACAAUUGCCGAAAAAAAUCAGAUAUGGCGCUCCUACAUAGGUAUGGGAUAUCACAAUUGCUGUGUACCACACACAAUAAUGAGAAAUAUAUUUGAAAAUCCAGGAUGGACUACCCAAUACACUCCUUAUCAACCAGAAAUUGCUCAAGGUCGACUUGAAAGUUUACUGAAUUAUCAAACUAUGGUCAGCGAACUAACCGGUCUUGAAGUUGCAAACGCAUCCUUGUUAGAUGAGGGUACAGCUGCAGCUGAAGCUCUAGCUUUAUGUUACAGACAAAACAAGAGAAAGAAGCUUCUUGUUUCCCACUUGUUACACCCUCAAACAAUUAGUGUAAUUCAAACAAGAUGCCAGUCGUUGGGAUUGAGUGUUGAAGUAGUUGAUGUGUUUGAAGCUGAUUUUUCUGGAAGAGAUGUGGCUGGUGUUCUCUUUCAAUAUCCUGAUACGGAAGGAAAUAUUUUAGAUUUUGAUUCUGUAGCUGAUAAUGCGCAUGCUAACGGUACUUUGGUAUGUUGUGCAACCGAUCUGCUCAGCCUUACACUUCUUCGCCCACCAGCAGAGGUUGGAGUAGAUAUUGCCGUCGGUACUUCCCAAAGACUAGGAGUACCUCUAGGAUAUGGUGGUCCGCACGCCGGUUUCUUUGCUUGCAACCAAUCUUUAGUUAGAUUGAUGCCUGGUCGUAUGAUAGGAGUUACUCGAGAUGCCGCUGGAAGGGACGGCUACCGGUUAGCCUUGCAAACCAGGGAACAACAUAUUAGAAGAGAUAAAGCCACGAGUAACAUUUGUACAGCUCAAGCACUUUUGGCCAACAUGUCUGCUAUGUUUGCUGUAUAUCACGGUCCUCAAGGUCUUAAAGAUAUUGCUACCAAGAUACAUAAUUUGACUUUGGUUUUGCACCAUGGUCUCCACCAAGAUGGAAACACAUUAUCAAACAAACUCUUCUUCGAUACAUUGAAGAUCUAUCCAAAACUAAACGUAGAAGAAGUCAAGACGAGAGCCCAGGAAAAGAAGAUUAACUACAGAUAUUACGAUGACGGUGCUGUUGGUGUAGCCUUAGAUGAAACUGUUACUUUUAAUGACGUAAACGAUAUCUUUUACACCUUCGGAUGUCCACAGAAAGUAGAAAAUAUUGUUAACAGUCCAAUGAUCCGAGAGAGGGCAAUCUAUAGAAGUGAAUACAAAAGAACAUCACCUUUCCUGACACACCCAGUUUUCAACUCCCACCAUUCUGAAACAAGAAUAGUGCGAUAUAUGAAGAUACUAGAGAACAAAGAUAUUUCUUUAGUGCACAGUAUGAUACCUUUGGGAUCUUGUACUAUGAAACUUAACUCGACAACAGAAAUGAUGCCUUGUUCUUUCAAACAUUUUACUGACAUACAUCCCUUUGCCCCUACAGAACAAUGCCAAGGCUACCAUCAGUUAUUCGAAGAACUAGAGCAGGAUCUUUGUACAAUCACAGGCUAUGACAAGAUCAGUUUUCAGCCUAAUAGUGGAGCUCAAGGAGAGUAUGCUGGUUUAAGGGCAAUACAAUGUUAUCACGAGGCAAAGGGAGAAGCACAUCGUGAUGUAUGUCUUAUUCCCAUCAGCGCUCACGGUACUAACCCAGCUAGUGCUCAAAUGGCUGGAAUGAAAGUCGAACCAAUCAAAGUACGUGCUGACGGUACUAUAGACGUAAGCGAUCUUAAAGCCAAAGCAGAGAAGUUCAGGAAUAAUCUGUCUUGCUUGAUGAUCACAUAUCCAUCAACAAACGGUGUAUUUGAAGAGACUAUUGCUGACAUUUGCAAAAUUAUACAUGAUAAUGGUGGACAAGUAUAUUUGGAUGGAGCCAACAUGAAUGCUCAAGUAGGGUUAUGUAGACCAGGUGACUAUGGCAGUGAUGUAUCUCACUUGAAUCUACAUAAAACCUUCUGUAUUCCUCAUGGUGGAGGUGGUCCUGGAAUGGGUCCUAUUGGCGUUAAAUCCCAUUUGGCUCCUUAUCUUCCAGGUCAUCCAGUAGUAAUGCCUCUUGGCCAUAAUGGUACUUCUGAAGGAGCAGUCAGCGCCGCUCCUUAUGGAUCCAGUGCAAUUUUACCCAUAUCCUGGGCUUACAUAAAAAUGAUGGGACCCAAAGGUUUAAGAAAGGCUACACAAAUUGCUAUUUUGAAUGCUAAUUAUAUGUCGAAAAGACUAGAACCUCAUUACACAACAUUAUUUAAAAGUUCGACAUCAAAUCUGGUAGCGCAUGAGUUUAUUAUCGAUACUAGAGAUUUUAAGAAAACUGCUAAGAUAGAAGCUGCAGAUAUAGCAAAACGAUUAAUGGACUAUGGUUUUCACGCUCCUACCAUGAGCUGGCCCGUUGCUGGCACUCUCAUGAUAGAACCAACCGAGUCUGAAGACAAGCAGGAACUUGACAGGUUCUGCGAUUCGUUAGUAUCUAUAAGACAAGAAAUAAGAGAUAUUGAAGAAGGCCGUUCUGACGCUAGAAUUAACCCUCUUAAAAUGGCUCCACACACACAAGAGCAAGUGAUCAGCAGCUCGUGGGAAAGACCGUAUUCUAGAGAACAGGCUGCCUUCCCUGCACCUUUUGUUAAACCAGAAACUAAAGUGUGGCCUACAGUAGCUAGAAUCGAUGACAUUUAUGGAGACAAACAUUUAGUUUGUACCUGUCCUCCAAUUUUGGAUGAAUAUAAUUACUAGAUCAGUUUUUAAUGGUCUUGAUAUGGUUAUGUUAAUGCUAUUUUAAUAAUAGCUAAACCUGGUGUCUUGUGAUAUUCUUAAAAAUAUUGGAUAGGUGUAUUUAACAUAAGACUUUGUUACUUUUUGGUAAUUUGAUAUUAAUCUUCAUCUCAUAACUUCUAAAGUGUUGAACAAGAUGAAUCUUUCUUGUUCUUUGAUUUACAUUUUUAGCUUUCCUGAUAAAUCCUUAUUAGUUAUGAAAAGUUCAUCAUCAGGAAUUUAAUAAUAUAUGCCUUUAAGUUAAGAAGACAAUCGUACUGUAUUUCAUCUGCCCUCAAAGUCGUAUCUACACUCUCGUCGAAUGGACACGGGGUGGAGUGUUACCGAUUAGCCUCAGUAAGGAAGAGAACUUAGACCCUUAUCGAUCGUCAUUUGAUAAUGUUUGAUUUGAAUUUUGAUUUGUUUGUUUUGAUUUAAAUAUUGUGUUUUUUCACUUUCUUUUCAGCGAGGCUACUUACAAGCGCGUACCAUAAACACUAUUAAAUUUAUUAUAAAUGUUGGUAGGCUAAUAAGUCAGUCCUUUUUCAAACGGUUUUUUUUACUAUCCAUUUUGAUAAAAUGUUGAAUUUUUUUUAAUAUACCUACCUAUAAAAUUGAGGCCUUAAAGGAUUGAUUGUGAUCUGCUAAUAACUCUAGACUCUAGAGUCACUAUUUUGCCAACAACAGUUGUUUAAAUAAUCUUUCUCCGGGAUAAACAAAUUGAAUACCUUACAAAUUAUUUUCUUUAACUGUCAUAAUUUCAAGUAAAUACCUAGUAAUAUUACAUAUCAUUAUGCAACAAAAAGUUAUUAACAUUUAAACAGUAAUGCAAAAAUAAAGGUUUUUUGCAUUUAUUUUUAUAGAUGUCUUCAAUUAAUCUCGGUCAAUUGUUUAUGUAUUUAAAUUCAAAAACUCAUAAAAAUAAGGAACUUUUUUAGAUCUUACACAACUUUUAUUUCAACUAUAUUUCUCUAAAAUGUGUACAAAAGAGACAAUAGAUAAAAACUGAUUUGUUGAGUUUUUAUGAUUGUUAACAAACAAAGAAAAUGUAUUGUUUGCAUCUUUAAGGAUUUGCCCUCAGCUAUCCUUCAUAUCAUACUUUUUAAGACUUUAGAACCGAAAAAUGUUUUAGAACCUUUAAAAACCUGUAAAUAUGAUUCUUUUCAGCUGUUUUUUUUCUUUACUGGCCUAUAACACUUUUGUUUACUAGUUUUUUACUUCAUUAGUUUAAUUUGAAUUUUCUUGGUAUAUUCGUUAUGCGGAUUUAAAUUGGUUGCAAGCGUUAGAACAUUGAAAUCAUAGUUUUUUCUAUGAGGUAUUUUAGGCAUACCAUAAUCGAAUCAUCUGCUUAAUCUAGUUUGCUUUGGAAAUUUUCAUGCGUCAUCUAACAAAGCCAACUGAUGAUUUUUUUAAAUAUAAUUAAUAAACUUCAUUGAUAUAAUAUUAAUUUAAGUAGCAUACAUUCCUUAAAUUAUUAAUCAGUACUAAUCGUAAAUAAGUGGCUCUUUAAUUAUUUUGGUAAUGAACUAAUUAAGAAAUUUAUAGUUAAUUAAAUAGGCAUAAGAGAAACAAAAAUACUUUUGGAAAUAACAGUUAAAUUGUUAUUCUAAUAUAUUGUCAACUAUUUAUUAUUUUUUAUUUAUUUUAGGAUGCGAUUGUUAUACUUUGUAAAUAAUUUAUUGUUGUAAGUGUAUGUUUGUAGUGCUCUGCAUUAUACACAUAUUGACGUUCUUCUAAAUAAACUUUUUAUUGUUUA